This is a messenger RNA of Klebsormidium nitens, 2578 nucleotides long. The record is from the annotation of a GenBank genome assembly. Lineage: Eukaryota; Viridiplantae; Streptophyta; Klebsormidiophyceae; Klebsormidiales; Klebsormidiaceae.
UCCGAGAGCUGCAAGUUGCAAUGGGAAGGUCAACAUACAUGUGUGAACAUGAGUGCCUUCGCGGCGUGAGGCGUUAGCUUCAUCAUGGUCCACUCUGGUGGAUUCUGUCUCUGACCUCGAGCAGAUUCUUGGUGCUUGAAGGGUCAAAAUCGUCAUGGAAGAGGUCAAGAUAGCCCCUCUGCAAAGGGAGGGGAGUUCAAGUGCCGAAGAAAGGCUUCGCGAAUGGAACCCAUUCCUGCCCUUCAAUGUCGAGAAGCUGCCACAUCAGGAAGCAAGGAUGGCUAACGGAGGACAUCUUUAUGAUGAACCUUCUCUGAGUGUUGACCAAGUUGCGGAGGAGGAGCGAUCAUGGUUGCGCAGAACGAGGGGAUCCAUCUCCUCUCGCAUCAUGUCCAUCCGAGAAUACAAGGGCGCGUACAUCUUUGACCCAGGGAGUUACUUCAUCCGCCAGUGGAGCAAGGUGUUUGUCUGCAGCUGCCUGGCGGCCGCGUUCCUGGACCCUCUCUUCUUCUUCCUCCCGGUCAUCGACAUUGCCCAGCCGUGCGUCGACUUCGACUGGAACUUCGGCGUGACCAUCACCUUGCUGCGCAGCCUCACGGAUCUCAUGUACCUCCUGUACAUCAUCAUCAAGUUCAGGACGGCGUAUGCUCCGAGCCUCGUCUUUGGCCGGGGCGAGUUGGUCAGGGACCCCAAGAAGAUCGCCUGGCGAUACCUCAAAACCAGCCUCCUGCUCGACGUCUUUGCCAUGCUGCCGCUGCCGCAGAUCGUACUGUGGGUAAUCCUGGCGCAUUGGAACGAUGGGUCUGCAAGUACUGGAAACAACGCGAACUACUUGCGGCUGAUCGUGGCCAUCCAGUACAUCCCGCGCAUCAUCCAGGUGCUGCCGGUGCAGGCGGCCGUCAUCAAACCCGAAGGCGUGGUCUUCGAAACCGCCUGGUCCGGCUUCGUCAUCAACCUCGCCAUGUUUUUGCUGGCCGCCCACGUGACGGGGUCCGUUUGGUACGUAUUCGGCCUGGAGCGCAUCGACUCGUGCUGGCGGAGCUUCGCUUGCAACGGCACGGACGUCUGCCCGGACCACUUUUCCUGCGGCGGCGCCACACCGAUCAAUCCAAACGUGGUUGCAGUCAUCCAGGAAAACUGCAACAACCCCGCGAUCGCGUUCGGUGCGAUCGGGACCUUCGACUACGGGAUCUACACGCCGCUGAUCCUGCUGAUCCAGUCCGAGCGCGGCUGGCAGAACUAUCUAUACAGCCUGUGGUGGGGCCUGCAGCAGAUCUGCUCGUUCGGCAACAACCUGAACACGAGCAACUUCCCGGGCGAGAACAUCCUGUGCAUCGUGGUCGCGAUCGUGGGGCUGGUCCUCUUCGCGCUCCUCGUGGGCAACAUCCAGACGUUCCUCCAGUCGCUGAGCGCGCGCUUGGACGAGAUGCGCCUCCAGGGGCGCGACACCGAGCUGUGGAUGCGAGCCCGGCAACUGCCCGGGGAUCUGCGGAAGAGGGUCAGGAAGCACGACCGGUACACGUGGGAGGCGACCAGUGGAGUGGACGAGCAAGGGAUUUUGGAACAGCUGCCGGAGGAUUUGAGGCGGGACAUCAAGCGACACCUGUGCAUCGAACUCGUGCGCAAGGUGACGCUGUUCAAGGCGCUGGACGACAACGCGGUGGACGCGGUGUGCGAGCGGCUCAAGCCGCGGCUGUACAUCAAGGGCAGCGAGGUGUACCGCGAGGGGGAUCCCGUCACCAGGAUGCUCUUCGUCGUGCGGGGCACACUCUCCAGCAUCACCACGAACGGGAACCGCACCGGGUUCUUCAACAUGCUGCGGCUGCUCCCGGGGGACUUCGCCGGGGAGGAGCUGCUGUCGUGGUGCCUCGACUCCCGGGCCCGGGAAGCGCUCCCCAAGUCCACCAGGACCAUCACCGCCGAGAGCCCCGUGGAGGCGUUUUACCUGGACGCGGACGCGCUCAAGUACGUGACGACGCACUUCCGGCGGCUGCACAGCCGGGACCUGCAGAACGUGCUGCGCUACCACAGCCACCACUGGCGCACGAAGGCCGCCGCCACCAUCCAGGUUGCUUGGAGACAUUACAAGCGCCGCCAGGCCUCCAUGCGAUCCAACCAGGCAGCGUGACAAGCAACUGGCGACUUACAGUCAAGGGGCAACAACCCAAGUUGUUGGAAAUGUUAAGCGCAGUCCCGAAGAGGGGUCCGGCGAAGAGGUCGUGAGAGAGCGGAAGCGGAAAAAUGUCGAAAAGCCGGAGGACGUUGCGUCCUGACCCUGUCAUCAGAAGUGCAGUACUUAUGCGUUGCGAAGCAUUUUAUUUAAGUUGCUCUUAGAUUUGCGGCCAACUUUACACAGUGCUCAUCAACCUUGAAGAUGAGAACAAACAGGCAUUAUGUAAAGUAUCGUUGAGGUGUUCCGUCGUAGUGUUUCCUGAACCCGUACUAACCUACGUUCAGUGAGGCCAAUCUGAUCAUAUGGACACCGUUUGAAACUCGAUCGUUCAACAAAUAAAAUAACUGCUCCUUAGUCGGAUUCGCUUCUGGUGAGAUCUACAAUUUCAAAAGUAUUGAUUAGAUG